This is a messenger RNA of Trichomonas vaginalis G3, 1845 nucleotides long. Its product is annotated as organellar and viral DNA polymerase type B. The coding region runs from base 1 to 1845 and encodes 614 amino acids. Gene Ontology annotation, biological process: DNA replication. Lineage: Eukaryota; Parabasalia; Trichomonadida; Trichomonadidae. Gene Ontology annotation, molecular function: DNA binding; DNA-directed DNA polymerase activity; nucleotide binding. The transcript has a single exon. The record is from RefSeq and is a predicted model, not a curated record.
AUGCAGAUAACGGGAAUAUAUAAAGGUAAAGCAAUCAUUAUAAAAGAUUCUUACACAGUUAUUAGUACAAAACUUAAGAAGUUCCCAGAAAUGUUUCAUUUACAAACAGGUCCUAAGGAUUCAAGUUGUUUAUUAGCUAAUGAUAACAGAACUGGUGUCAUUUCUGAAGCAUGUAAGUUUGUCCAGGAUGUUGAAACGUUCAUGAAAAACAUAGAUUUAAUCGAAAACUGCAGAAUAGAUGAAAACCAUUUCAAUUUAGAAAAAUAUAGCUCAUUUUACUGUAAACAGGACGUAAGGAUUUUAAGAGAAGGUUUCGUUAAGUUCAGAAAUGAUAUAUUAAAAGAAUUUGAUUUAAACGUUUAUGAUUACGUUAGCAUUUGUUCAAUUGCUAAUAAAUUAUUUGAGAACAGAGUAUACUUCCCUAAUGGAAAUUUAUAUGACCUAUCAAAUAAACCUCGUGAGUUUAUUUCACGCUGUAUUCAAGGUGGAAGAUGUAUGUUAUCUGAUAAUAAGAAACAAAAGAGCGAAAAGAAACUCAUUGCUGACUUCGAUGCUGUCUCACUAUAUCCAUCCGCUAUCGCGAGACUUUAUACUUUAGAAGGAAUUCCGAAAGUUUUGAAGCCAGAAAUGUUAAACAGUGAAUAUUUGUUAAAACAUUUAUUCGAAGAUGACCAGGGCGAGUCUGAAUGUGAUAAAUUCAUUUCCGGAUUCUUUGUUUUAAUAAAAAUAACUGAUAUCAAGAUUAAAAGACAUUUUCCACUUAUAACAGUCGAUCCAGAAUUAAACCCGGAGCUAAAGGCGAAAAGCACCAAGGACAAAGCCAAGGACAAAGCCACUGUUCCAAGAAGUUCAAACACAUGCUGUUUAAUGUACGUGGACCACAUCGCUUUGCAGGAUUUAAUAAAAUAUCAGGGCAUCAGCUGCGAAGUAUUACAGGGUUACUACUAUGAUGAAAAGAGAGAUUUUAGAAUAAGAGAUGAAGUAAAGAAAUUGUUUGAAUUGAGAUUAAAGUAUAAGAAGGAAGAAAACCCGCUACAAGAAAAUAUUAAAUUAAUUUUGAACAGUAUUUAUGGAAAAACAAUUUUGUCCCCGAUAGAGUCGAAAAUUCAAAUCAUUGAUGAUAAAGAUGCUGUUAGGUAUGCCAUCAGAAAUUAUAACCAUAUUAUUAAAUUUGAAGGUUUAGAUGGUUCGGAUAAAACUAUUUUCAAACUCACUAAAAGCAUUUGCAGACACUUUAACUUUUGCCCCUUAGGUGUUAAUAUCUUAUCUAUGUCGAAACGUAUCAUGAAUGAAGUAUUUUGCACGAUUGAAGACUUAGGAUUACAAGCAUUUUAUCAGGAUACAGAUUCGAUGCACAUUUACAAUGAAUACAUACCAAAACUCGCUGCAGAGUUUAAGAAGAGAUAUGGUCGCGAACUUAUUGGAAAGAAUUUAGGUCAGUUCCAUUCCGACUUUGCAGAAAUCACAAAAGGUAAACAAAGUUUAGCUUAUAAGUCGAUAUUUUGUGGAAAGAAGACUUACAUUGAUUUACUCACGAAUGAUUUAAAUGAAGUUGCAUUUCACUGCAGAAUGAAAGGCGUAAAACAAGAUGUUAUAGCUUUAACAGCAAAUGAAAUGUUUCCUGAAGCAGUUAAAUGCGUUUAUGAUGAAGAUAAAGGAUUAAUGAUUCCUCAGGGAAAAUAUGAUAAAGAUAGUGAGUUUUCAGUUAUGAAAUUAUAUGAAGCCCUUCAUAGUAGUCAGGAAAUUGCAUUUGAUUUAUGCAAAUCAUCAGCACCGUGUUUUGAAGAGAAGUUUAACUUUUCAAUAACGACUAAAAAUACUUUCAUAAGAAAGUUAAAGUUCUGA